UCGGUAGGUCUCUGUAAUACACACACCGUAGCAGUGUGUGUGUGUGUGUGUGUGUGUGUAUCACAGAGAGAGAGAGAGAGAGAGAGAGAGAGAGAGAGAGAGAGAGAGAGAGAGAGAGAGAGAGAGAGAAAUGGCGGGUAGGGGUCGCAGCCGAGUGUGGAGGGAGGUGGGGAUGGUAUGCAUGAUGGUGAUGUUGUCAGCAAUGGUUGAGAGGGUGACGGGGUUGAUCGUGGCGAAGGACGGUUCGGGGGACUUCAUGAAGCUUACGGAGGCGUUGAACGCUGCCAGCCCUGGGACUCGGAUUAUCGUCAAGCCCGGUGAAUACCGGGAGAAGGUGGUGGUGACGACUCCCAACAUCGUUCUGAUUGGCACGCCAGGGCAGUCCGUGAUCGUGCAAGGGGAGAGCUCCAAUUCCGCGGGCAGCACGUUGCUAUCCGCGACCUUCACGGUCAAAGCCAAGGCGACCGGAUUUGUGGCCAUGGGUAUGGUGUUCAAGAACGAUUACGGACGUAAUGACGAACCAGGAGAGCAAGCCGUUGCUGCGGCCGUCAUGGCAGACAGCUCCUUCUACAACUGCCAAUUCAUUGGCUGGCAAGAUACACUCUACGCCAAGAAAGGCCGCCAAUACUACAAGGACUGCUACAUCGAGGGGUCGGUCGACUUCGCCUUCGGCGCGGCAACGGCGCAGUUCGUAGACUGUGUGCUGUAUGCAAAGAGGAGAGGGAGCCUUACCAUAGCCUCUUACACUGCGCAGCAGAGGCUGUCGAGCACCGACACCAACGGCUACGUGUUCAUUGGCGGGCAACUCAAGUGCGAUGCGGGAGUGAGGGCUUUGCUGGGGAGAGCGUGGGGAAAGUUCGCCCGAACGGUCUUCAUCAAAGUGGCGAUGGAUAAUUGCAUCGAUCCGAAGGGAUGGAGCUCGGUCGGAGACUCGAACUGGGGAACCACCAGUUUUUCGGCAGAGUACCAGUGCACCGGUCCCGGGGCGGAUCGGUCGGGACGCGUGUCGUGGAGCAAAGUCUUGACAGACGAGGAGGCAGCGUACUUUUCGUCACCGACCUUCCUUGGCGGGUCCAGGAGUCCCCCUGGAGGUACCACCGCCGUUUCCAGCACUCCAGCUCCAACCAAGGCGCCACUCGAAGCCAGAUCGGAAUCGGCUCCCAGCUCAGAAUACUUUUCCAUCUCUGAUGAAGAUCUCGGCUCAGUUGCGGGUCCCAGCUCAUAUGAGGAUCUCGAGCCGCCCAGCUCAGAAUGGAUUCCCAUGUCGAUGGGAAGUGACGACGAUCAACUGUAAUAAUUGUCCUUCCCGCUCAUCACGCAAUCAGCUAAUCAGCUAAUCAAGCAAUCAAGCAAUCAAGUAGCGAUGUCUGUCUUAGUUGGAUCCUUGACUGAUCAAUCGACGACGAGAUCGCAUCGAUCAAGCAAUCGAAGUCCUCUGUCGAGAGAUCGUCGGCCAUCCACUCUGCAGAUGGGCAGUGCGGGUACCCGCGGCACAGCGAAUCAAUCAAUCAAGCCAUCACGUAGUGAUGGCUGUACCAGCGCCACAGCUAAUCAAGCACUCAAGCCAUC
Chara braunii is the source of this 1569-nucleotide messenger RNA. NCBI's taxonomy places the organism in Eukaryota, Viridiplantae, Streptophyta, Charophyceae, Charales, Characeae. The record is from the annotation of a GenBank genome assembly.